GAGACUCAUGAUGAUUCUCAGGCCGCGGGGACGGCAGCUGCACCAUCCGUAGUGCCGGAUGCAUUGAAACGUAUACCAGUUAAAACACAAGAUGAACGGGAGGCCGCUGUUCUUGAGAAAGGGAUCAAGGAAUCCAGUGCAACUGGUUAUGCUGCCCAGACGACGUCCAGUUUAUACAUCUUCCUGCUCGCGAUGGUUCUAUAUCCCGAGGUGCAGACACGUGCGCAAGCAGAGAUUGAUUCUGUCAUUGGGGAAACUCUCGAAAGAUUGCCCGACUGGGACGAUCGCGCUUCUAUGCCCUACAUCAAUGCCAUCAUACUGGAGACGCUGAGGUGGUUCCCUGUCGCCCCUCUGGGCUACUAUAUUCCAAAAGACAUAACCAUCUCUUCUUAUGCAAGGUUUAUGGCGCGCAAUCCAGAUAAAUAUCCUAACCCGACGAGGUUCAUACCCGAGCGUCACAUGUCAAAAGUCGUCGAAGAGCCGUCAACACACGGCCCUGCCAGUGAUGAUAUUUCCUUCGUUUUCGGAUUUGGAAGGCGUAUUUGUGUUGGACGACAUGUCGCCGAGGCUUCUUUAUUCGCCGCAGUUGUGAAUAUUCUAGCUGUUUUCCGGUUGGAACGUGCGCCAGGGUGGAAUGUCGGGCCUGAUGCUGAAGGAGUGGAAUGGACGGGAGGCUUAACGACGCACCCUGUAUUCCCGUGUAUAUUCACCCCUCGCCACAGGAAGGAAAGGGUAUCGCAGUUGGUAAAAAUGCAAUGCUAAGAGCUGUGCGGAUAUGGUUCUGGGGUGAAAUCAUGUAUUACCUUUGUUUUUAGUGUCGUUGGCUUUCGUUAUCCGUCAG
Messenger RNA from Suillus plorans, 841 nucleotides. RefSeq names its product cytochrome P450. The annotation marks the transcript as partial. Gene Ontology annotation, molecular function: oxidoreductase activity, acting on paired donors, with incorporation or reduction of molecular oxygen; heme binding; iron ion binding. Lineage: Eukaryota; Fungi; Basidiomycota; Agaricomycetes; Boletales; Suillaceae. The transcript is spliced from 6 exons. The record is from RefSeq and is a predicted model, not a curated record.